AAGGGAGAGAGAUGGCUAAGGUCACACAUGAGGAUUUCCCGCAUGGGAAACAAAAGCCUGGCUGAGGCUGAGAUUUGCUCUUUUCCAGCCCAGCUGCUGUGCCAAGACCUCUGGCAGCUCCCGCCAGCCUGUGCACAGGUGCAGAGAAGGCAGGGGGUUGGGUUGCCCAGGGUUGGUUUCUGCCAGGUAAGAGAGAAGCCCAGGGUGCUGGGGAUAUUGGUAGCAGGCGAGCAAGCUGGAGUGGUGGCUGCAGAUCCAGGCUGGGGAGAAGGGUGUGCAAGGAAGGUAGGGAAGAGAAGGUAGGAGGGAACUGGCAGAGUGAAAGGAAGCAGAGGCGGAUUGUGAGCUCUGUGCAGGGCGAUGUCUGUGCAAUUCCGGCUGUUAUCUCCAGAGACUUGCAUAGGGUUGUCACUUAGUAAAUAGUUGAAUAAAUGAGCUGAGGGCUCAAGAGGUCACAGGUAGAAGGCAGGUGAGGUGGGGGUGAUGGAGAUGUGGUUCUGAUUUAGGAAAGGGGCAUUCCAGAGCCAGGUGAUGAGACUGGGCUGUUCUCAUGGAGGGUGGCUGCAGGGAGCAGAGAGGCCAGUGUUGGGUGGGCAAUCCAUGGGAAUGCAUAGCUGCCAGCAUAGGGUGCACAGCACCCAGUCUUCAAGGAGGGAGGGGGAGAUAGCAUUUCUCAAACUAGGAUCCUUGGACAUCUUGCAUCUGAAUCUGUAAGGGGGUGGUGGGCUGGUUGGAAAUGCAGACCCCUGGGCCCACCCCAGCCUCUUGGGGAAAAAGUAAGCCCAGUGCAGCAGAAUUGAGCAUGGUGGCUAUGGGGGCCUUUAUCCAGGCUAGAGUUGGAUAGGGAUAGUCAGUGAAGAGAUACUGGGGGCAGGAAAGGGCCAACACCAAGGGGAUUCAGUCCAUGUGAGGUGGGGGCCAGAAGGAUGGGGCCUCUGCCCUAGGAUGCAGCUUCUGCCAGAGAGAAGGGCCUGAUUGGGCAAUGGGACCGGAUCCUCUACCCUGUGGCCUGGGGGUAGAGAGGGUGUCCAGACUGAGCAUCCCCUCUGAGGGUGGAGGGAUGGGGGUGGUGCAUGGUGCUAUGGGACUCUCUGCACCCAGCUGCUUCUCUUCUCUCGGCGGCAACACAUAAUAUGGGGUUGAUCCAGUCCCCCACUUUUAGCUCCUUCUCAGCCUCCAAACCCCCUCAUGCUCAGUGCUUCUCUGCCGUCCUUUGGCACAGUCCCUCCACUCAGCACCCCCAGCCCUUCCUUCCACUCUCUCAGCCCCUGCUCUCUAGCCUUCACACACUCAGAACCCCAACUCUAAGCCCUCUGUGUCCAGCUCUCCCUCAGCACCCCUCAACAGCCACUCCAUGAGGCCCCUGUGCUAACUGCACCCAAUUCAGCCCCACCCGGUGUCCUCACUCUGUUUAUCCCUCCAUAUUCACCGCUGCCCUCGACUCCCUUUACCCACACUCCUGACCCAGCCGAGAAGACCCCCGUUAAGUCCCCUGCCUGAGGGGAACCUCCAGUCACCCCUCCCAGAGGCUGGGAGGGGGGCCAAGGGCCCGGUGCCCCCGUGGUCCGGCCGGUCCCGCCCCAUCCCGGCGGGCUGAGUCAGGCGGCAGGAACUGGGCGGGGGGCGGCGCCGGGAGGAGCUGAAGCAGGAGCCAGAGUCGCUGGGAGCGAGCGCGGAGCCCAGCCCGGCCGGCACCGAGUGGCCCUGGGCCGGCGGGGACACGGGGGGCAAGCGCGGGGCUUGGAGGGCUGUCCCGGACCUACCAUGAACUCCAAGAAGAGAGGGAGCCCCGCGCGGACUCGUUCCAUGAUGUCCCUGUCGGUGCGGCCGCAGCGCCGCCUGCUCAGCGCCCGGGUCAGUAGGAGCCAGUCCUUCGCAGGCGUCCUCGGCAGCCAGGAGCGGGGGCCCAGGAGCUUCCCAGCCUUCAGUCCCCCGGGGCCCCCACGGAAGCCCCCAGCACUCUCCCGAGUGUCCAAGAUGUUUUCAGUGGCGCACCCGGCCCCCAAGGUCCCGCAGCCUGAGCGGCUGGACCUGGUGUACGCGGCACUCAAGCGAGGCCUGACGGCCUAUUUGGAAGUGCACCAGCAGGAACAGGAGAAACUCCAAAGACAGAUAAGGGAGUCCAAGAGGAAUUCCCGCCUGGGCUUCCUGUAUGACUUGGACAAGCAAGUCAAGUCCAUUGAACGCUUCCUACGACGGCUGGAGUUCCACGCCAGCAAGAUCGACGAGCUGUAUGAGGCAUACUGUGUCCAGCGGCGUCUCCGGGAUGGCGCCUACAACAUGGUCCGUGCCUACAGCACCGGCUCCCCAGGGAGCCGUGAGGCCCGGGACAGCCUGGCCGAGGCUACUCGGGGGCAUCGGGAGUACACAGAGAGCAUGUGCCUGCUGGAGAGCGAGCUGGAAGCACAGCUGGGAGAGUUCCAUCUCCGGAUGAAAGGGCUGGCCGGCUUCGCCAGGCUAUGUGUGGGCGAUCAGUAUGAGAUCUGCAUGAAAUAUGGGCGUCAGCGCUGGAAACUACGGGGCCGCAUAGAGGGUAGUGGAAAGCAGGUGUGGGACAGUGAGGAAACCGUCUUUCUUCCUCUGCUCACGGAGUUCCUGUCCAUCAAGGUGACAGAACUGAAGGGCCUGGCCAACCAUGUGGUUGUAGGCAGCGUCUCCUGUGAGACCAAGGAUCUGUUCGCCGCCCUGCCCCAGGUUGUAGCUGUGGACAUUAAUGACCUUGGCACCAUCAAGCUCAGCCUGGAAGUCACGUGGAGUCCCUUCGACAAGGAUGACCAGCCCUCAGCCGCUUCUACUGUCAACAAGGCCUCCACAGUCACCAAGCGCUUCUCCACCUACAGCCAGAGCCCACCAGACACGCCCUCACUUCGGGAACAGGCCUUCUAUAAUAUGCUGAGGCGGCAGGAGGAGCUGGAGAAUGGGACAGCGUGGUCCCUGUCAUCCGAAUCUUCCGAUGACUCCUCUAGCCCACAGCUCUCAGGCACUGCGCGCCACUCCUCAGCCCCCAGGCCCCUGGUGCAGCAGCCUGAGCCUCUGCCCAUCCAGGUUGCCUUCCGUAGGGCUGAGACCUCCACUUCUGGGACCGUGGAUGAGGAGAGGGCCAUGGCCCCAGCCCUGGCCAAUGGGCAUGCCCCCUACAGCCGGACUCUGAGCCAUAUCAGCGAGGCCAGUGUGGAUGCUGCCCUGGCUGAGGCUUCAGUGGAGGCUGCAGGCCUAGAAAGUCUAGUCCGGGGACCCAGCCCACCUGCACCCCCAGAUCCCACACAUGGGGAGCACCCUAGUCCUGUCCUUUCUGCCCUGGACCCUGGCCAUUCUGCCACAAGCCCCACUCUCAGUACAACAGGCCCCGCCCACACAUCUACAGACCCUGCCCCCUCUGCACACCUAGACUCAGUUAACAAGAGCAUAAAUUCUAGCUCUCCUGAAUUGCCAGACCCCACCCACACCACUACAAGCUCCACCUCUAGUGCCGUAAGCCCUACCCAUAGUGCUCCAAGCCUCACUCACACUACCACAAGUUCUACCCACAAGACUGUGGUCUCUACCGUCACUAUUACAGGCCCUACCCCCAGUACCACAGGGCCAGUCCAGACCACCACAAGUCCCACCCACAAGCCAAUGCUUUCUACCCUCACUCCUGCAGCUCCUGCCCCCAAUACUACAGACCCAGUCCAGACCACUACAAGCCUCAGCCACACUGUCACAAACCUGACACACACUGUCACAAGCCCCACCAGCAAGCACAUGAUCUCUACCCUCUCUACUGCAGGCCCUACCCCCAGUACCACAGACCCAGCCCAGACUACCACAAGCCCCACCCAUACUACCACUAGCACCACCCACACUACUGCAAGCCCUACCCACACCACCAUAAGCCCCACCCACACUGCUACAAGCCCCACCCAUACCACAAUAAGCCCCGCCCAUUCCAUAAUAAGCCCCGCCCACACUACUGCAAGCUCUACCUACACCACCGCAAGCAGUACCCACACUACUGCAACCCCUACUCACACAGCCAGGAUUUCAACUCACACCGCUACACCCAAUGCUAAGGACCCAGUCCAGAUCACCAGGAGUCCUACCCAUUCUGUCACAAGUCCCACCCUUAUAACUGUAAGCCCUUCCACUUUUCUAGACCUUGACACGCUCUCCAACCCCUCUGCAAACACAGACCCUCCCCUCCCAGGCAUCGACCCCCUGUCCUGUAGCUACGCAGCCUCCACUUCCUGCACUCAGGCAGACCCCAUAGCCCUCAGCACCUCCCACCCAAGUCCUACCUGUUCCAGUUGGGAACCCCUCACAAGCCCUUCCCCAAGACUCCCAGAAGCCAUCCAUCAGAGCCCAAGUCCCCCUCCCUCACCCCUAGCCCCUGUGACCCAGCAUUCAGACCCUAGAGUGGCCAGGGCUGCCCAGGCCCCAGUUCCAGGGGCAGCUGGAGGUGCUGGGGACAGGAAACUGGAAGAGGCACUGGGGGCCCUAAUGGCUGCCCUGGAUGACUAUCGUGGCCAGUUUCCUGAGCUGCAGGGCCUGGAGCAGGAGGUGACCCGGCUGGAGAGUCUGCUUAUGCAGAGACAAGGCCUGACUCGCAGCCGGACCUCCAGUCUUAGCAUCACUGUGGAGCAUGCCCUGGAGAGCUUCAGCUUCCUCAAUGAAGAUGAAGAUAAUGACAGUCCUGGGGACAGUGCUUCUGGUCACCUUCCUCCUCAUCCCUGCAGUGUCUGCCUCCUCCGUCGGUCCCCACCAGCUCCUGAGCCUCCAGCUCCUCCUCUCUUCCUUGGCCUCACCUUGAACCUACCCUGUGAACGAGCCUUUACUGUGCCUCCCCAUGCAUCCUGUGCCCCCCAGCAUCAACCCCCUCUGUCUGGACCCCAGCUUUCCCAGAGACCCUGGUCCCUUGGCUCUUUGUCCCAGAGUGGCCUUUGCCGAUUCCCAGUUGAAGGUCAUGCCCGGCCCCUCCUCCCUCCGCUGCUGCCCAGGUUAUGGCCCCGUGCCCUGCGCCCCUUGGGCCGCAACCCCUUGCAGUCCACAUUGCGUAGACCAUCCCGCCUGCAACCCUACUCCCGCCCAUCCAAGCCCCGGCGGCCCCAGAGGUCCCAGCAGUCCUAGCUGGAGGUAGCCCUGGGCAGACAGGCUCUGGAGACCCCUGCUACCACCUGCUGGUCCCAGCCCUUUCCUCCUUCUGGAAGUCCUCCGUGAACUUACCCAUUGUCUGUUGUUUGUGCAUGAUGUGUUCUUCUGUUCUGGGAUGGGGGGAACUUAAUAAAAAUACUCUGGUGACCAGAUGAUGAUG
Molecule: messenger RNA, 5290 nt
Organism: Balaenoptera ricei (Rice's whale)
Lineage: Eukaryota; Metazoa; Chordata; Mammalia; Artiodactyla; Balaenopteridae
Gene: RIPOR1
Product: RHO family interacting cell polarization regulator 1
Exons: 15
Coding region: 1765-5106 (1113 amino acids)
Source: RefSeq, a predicted model, not a curated record